This is a messenger RNA of Sitodiplosis mosellana (orange wheat blossom midge), 1826 nucleotides long. Its product is annotated as probable serine/threonine-protein kinase clkA. NCBI's taxonomy places the organism in Eukaryota, Metazoa, Arthropoda, Insecta, Diptera, Cecidomyiidae. The record is from RefSeq and is a predicted model, not a curated record. Bases 376 to 1749 code for a protein of 457 amino acids. The transcript is spliced from 8 exons.
CGUAUGAUAAAGGAAGAGCUAAGCGAUAAACAUCUUUACUCGAUCUCAUAACAUGAACCUACAACGUUACGAGCUAUUUUCUGAGAAUUGAGCAGAAAAAAAAAAUUAUCAACUCCAUAACAAAAUUGGAAGGGAAUUUCACAGCCGCAGAUACAAACGGAAUGGUGAUCACAAAAUAUACACACAAGCUCAAUACAUAUUUAAAAUUAAACAUAAAUGAUUUAAUUGGCAACAGUGACUUUAGUGACUUUAACUGCUCCUCUCUGUCGCUCACACAUAUUUAUUUCUUGAAUUUAAAUACUAGCAAUAAGUGAUCAUUUGUCAGCAUUUAGUCGUGGUUUGUCAUUGAUUUGUGUAACACGUCAUUUUUGUAAGAUGUUUUUUAAAAUAAUCAUCUGUCUGUUAAUCACGUUUAAUUUUCAAUCUGUAAAAUGUAAACCGUGGUCAGAUCAAAUUAGUUAUAACAACUAUAAUAAUUCGAACCCAUUUGUGGGUAACCCGCACUAUAACAACAUGGACCAACAAUAUUAUCGGCAAGAGCCAACAACAACAUCAACAGUGAAACCGUUAUAUCCAACACUAUACACGACAUCUAUACCCCAAUAUCGUCCAAAUGGUGACAACGGCCAGGGUCAAGUGCCAGUGAAUCCGUUUGAUGGGCAGCCAUUCCAUCCGUUGCAACCAAACAUUGGAAAUCGUACUCAUCACAAUCGUAAUCAUAAUGACUACUCCAAUAAUAAUUUCGAUUAUCCGUUCGACAAUACUCGUACUCGAAUGACAACUUACCCGCCAUUCGAUGGAUCGACGAAGCGAAGCACAUUCCCAACGCGUCAAUUUAAUACUUUGCCCCCAAACAGGCCUUUCAUUAACUCAAAUCCAACACAACCGACGUAUCCAUACGGGCAGAACGACAGAAAUUACAACCAAUACCCAAACAAUCAGUACAAUUCUUCAACAUACUUUGGAAAUAAUCAUCAAAAUCGAAACAGAUACAAUAGCAAUAACAACAACACAGCUUAUCAAAAUCGUCCGUUUCCAAAUCUACAAUCAUAUGGAGCAAAUCAACCACAAUCAAAUAAUCACCCAAAUAAUGGCAACCACCAAAAUAUCUACAAUCCCACAGCUCCAUCUGCACCUCAAGUUCAACCAUUACCAAAUUCCCAAUCGUACGAUGGGAGAAAUCCAACUCAAUCAAGUAAUCAACCAAACAAUGGGAAUAUCAAUCAAAAUGGUUACAAUCCUUCGACACCGGAAAAUCGACCUUUUCCGAAUCCUCAAGUGCAUGAUGGAAGAAACCCAGCCCAGUCAAAUUAUCAUCCUUAUGAUGGAAAAUCUAAUCAAAAUAAUUUCAAUCCAUCAGCUCCACAGGCCUCCCAAAAUCGACCAUUUUCAGGCCCACAAACGUACGAUGGAAGAAAUCCAUCUCAGUCAAGUUAUCAGCCAAAUAACGGGAAUUCUAUGUAUCCAAACUCAUACAUGAAUCAAAUUAGCAUUGGGUCAGUAAUAAGUCAAGGCAAUCAGAUGUCUUCGGAACCAGAUUUUGACCCAAACGGUAUUGCGUUGGCACCAUUCCCUGGUGAUAUGUCAAACCCCAGUAAUGCGGGUGCACGUAAACAAUUCAACUACGAUAAUUUGCAUCACAGAUAUCCAUCGAAACCAAACGUUGAUAUUACAUUCAAUGGCAAUGAUGGUUCUAGAGUACCACUUGCAAACUAUGGCAGCUCCCAAGUCCCACUUGCACCACUUUAAAGUCGUAACGUUUAAGUAUAAUUAUUUAUAGAAAAAAGUAUAAUAAAACUAACUUGAUUUUCUAUUAUGACAAUUGA